This is a messenger RNA of Rhineura floridana, 1286 nucleotides long. RefSeq names its product peroxisomal biogenesis factor 10 (gene PEX10). Bases 128 to 1114 code for a protein of 328 amino acids. Gene Ontology annotation, molecular function: zinc ion binding. NCBI's taxonomy places the organism in Eukaryota, Metazoa, Chordata, Lepidosauria, Squamata, Rhineuridae. Gene Ontology annotation, cellular component: peroxisomal membrane. The transcript is spliced from 6 exons. Gene Ontology annotation, biological process: protein import into peroxisome matrix. The record is from RefSeq and is a predicted model, not a curated record.
UUUUCAUGUCUCUGUGUGCGCAUCUCUCGCGGCGACUUGAUGACGCACAACGUCUGCGCCGUUGGAAGCGUCUGAUGGCGGAAGUAGCCUGUGGGCAGAGGCGGGAGGUCCUUUCGCCUUCGCAGCGAUGUCGCCGGUGGUACCAGAAGCCGGGCCCGCGCGCCUGGUCCGAUCCGCCCAGAAGGACGAGCUCUAUCGUGGGGCGCUGAGGAGCGGGGCUGGGGCUGCCCUGGGCGGGCUGGCAGGUGCUAAAAUUUGGUUGGAAUGGCAGAAGGAAAUUGAGCUGCUUUCUGAUGUAGCAUAUUUCACACUCAGCACCCUUUCAGGUUACCAAACUCUUGGUGAAGAGUAUGUCAAUAUUAUCCAAGUGGACCCAUCGCAGAAGAGAAUUCCAUCUGUACUCCGACGGGCUGUCAUGAUUUCUUUGCACACUGUCUUCCCUUACUUGUUAGACAAAGGGUUAGUGCACCUGGAACACGAACUUCAGACAGAACCAGAUGAGAUAAGGACUUUGCAAAGCAGACACUUGCGUGGAUUGUGGGGACGGACUUUCUUGUGGAGUUGGUUGCAGAGAUGGCUUGGCAGGUUAACAGAACAGCAGAAGAAAAUGCUAUCUCAGGUUGUGCAUAUCCUCAAGCAAAGCAUCCCACUCCUUCGAAGGUUGCACCUGGCUAUCUUCUAUAUGAACGGCAUCUUCUACCACCUAUCUAAAAGGAUGGCAGGGAUCACCUACCUGCGCUUUGCAGGAUUCGAGGGAGACCAACGGAGCAUUCGAUCGAGUUACAGGCUUCUUGGGCUCGUAUCGAUGCUGCAUCUGGCACUGACAGCUGGCAUCCACGCGUACAGCUUCCAACAGAGGCAGAGGGCACGGCAGGAAUGGAAACUGCACCGUAACCUCUCCUAUCAGAAACCCCAGCCCAAGGAGAGGUGCCUUAGCCGAAGCUCUUGCUGCAUCCUGUGUUUAGAAGAACGCCGCCAUUCUACGGCCACUCCGUGUGGGCACCUCUUCUGCUGGGAGUGCAUCACCGAGUGGUGCAACACCAAGGCUGAAUGUCCACUAUGCAGAGAGAAAUUCCAUCCACAGAAGUUGAUUUAUCUGCGACACUAUCGAUAACGGCUGCCUGCACGGCUGUCAGAUAAAGUGUUAUGAACCAACAAAAAUACUACAGCUUUUGACCAAGUGUAAGACUUUAUUUUGAUAUUCAGUUGCUAAAAUGGAGCAGCCAAACACUUGAAUUGCACUGCCUGUACAAGGAGAUAAUGAACCUGUCAUCUUACAAAACAAA